This is a messenger RNA of Solanum pennellii, 1007 nucleotides long. Its product is annotated as SPX domain-containing protein 3. The coding region runs from base 75 to 863 and encodes 262 amino acids. The record is from RefSeq and is a predicted model, not a curated record. The transcript has 3 exons. Gene Ontology annotation, biological process: cellular response to phosphate starvation. Lineage: Eukaryota; Viridiplantae; Streptophyta; Magnoliopsida; Solanales; Solanaceae.
CUCUUCUCCCUCAACAUAUUUAUUUUUUCAUUUUGUAGCAAUUUGAACUUUUUUUUUUUUUUAAAUAUAAGAGAAUGAAGUUUGGGAAAAGAUUGAAGCAACAAAUUCAAGAAACAUUACCAGGAUGGGGUGACAAGUUUUUGUCAUAUAAAGAGUUGAAGAAAUUGGUGAAAUUGAUUUCUUCAUAUGCACCACAAAUGAUGAGUGGAUCAUUGGAGUAUGGUAAGGCAGAGGCUGAAUUUGUGUAUUUGUUGAAUAAUGAGAUUGAUAAGUUCAAUGCAUUUUUCAUGGAACAAGAAGAAGAUUUCAUUAUAAGACAUAAGGAGUUGCAACAGAGGAUAGGGAGAGUGAUUAAUAGAUGGGGGCCAAAUGGAAGCCAACCCUCUGAAACAGAUUGCAAAGAAGAAUUAGCAAAAAUUAGAAAAGACAUUGUUGAUUUCCAUGGUGAAAUGGUUCUCUUAGUCAAUUAUAGUAACAUUAACUACACAGGAUUGGCUAAGAUCCUGAAGAAAUACGAUAAGCGAACAGGUGGAUUACUGCGUUCGCCGUAUAUACAAAAGGUGCUUCAGCAGCCAUUUUUCACAACAGAUUUGAUAUCAAAGCUUGUAAAAGAGUGUGAAAGUACGAUAGAUUCAGUGUUUCCGCCUCCGUGUGGUGUAGAAAAAGGAUUAGUAUUAGGAUCAGGAGUUGCAGGGGAAGGAAUAUUUAGAAACACAGUAGCAGCUCUGCUUACGAUGCAAGAAAUAAGAAAAGGAAGCUCUACUUAUGGACGCUUCUCUUUGCCACCACUCAAUUUGACUGAACAAUCGGAUCUGAUUCAGUCACAAUCCUUGCAGCUCAAUUCUCCAAUUGCAAUUCCCUAGCAAGUUUUCAUGUAUUAUUAUUUAUAUAUAUAUGAGUAUUUAUAAUUAGUAGUAACACGUAUGAUAUGAUUGUGUAGUCUUUUGAUUUGGUAAGUAGUAUAUGUAGGCAAGUUGUUUUAAAUGAAUGAAUUGCUUGAGCAUGAA